GAUUAUGUGAAGCAGAAGGGUAAAAAGGUGUGCAAUUACACUAUUUGGCACAGUAGGCUGGAAAUAUCUGAAAAGAAUUUUGUUUACACAGAUGGUUCUUUGGAGAGCUGUAGGUAUCACUUAUGUGCGUUACUCACAAAUCGCUGCCGAAAUCACCCAUCGAUGCUCGAAGGCCGCUCAAGCUAUGGAAAAACAGUGGCGUGGCAGGAGACACGGUCCUUCAUUGCAGCUCUCACGGUGGGAAAAUGGAAAAGAAGUCACUAACGGCACUGGACUCAAGAAAUAAAGUCGAGGAUGUUAUAGACUCUCAAAGUAGUCGCUAAUGCUUUACUAACGCUUUAGAAGACUGUUUCUUUCGAGAAAUAAACCUUAGUCAUGUA
Cylicocyclus nassatus is the source of this 380-nucleotide messenger RNA. The record is from the annotation of a GenBank genome assembly. Lineage: Eukaryota; Metazoa; Nematoda; Chromadorea; Rhabditida; Strongylidae.